UAAGGGUUUGUAAUUGACUCAGCCAUACAUAUGCCCGUUAAGGGUGGGACUUGUAAUUAUUACCAUCACUACGUGACUAGGACCCCCUUUCCUUUGUUCUUCUCUGUGGACCUUGUGGUCUACAUUCAUGUCUUCAGAGUAUCCCUCCCAUCUUCAUGUCUCUUUCGCACCAAAUGCAACCUCGUUCAAGCGGACGUUCGAACAGUUUGGCUACGAUUCAGGCUCUCCAAUGACUAGCGCUCUCCAAGCCAGCGGGAGUGGCACAGCAACCCAUAAUCUUCCGACAAGUUCCAGUGGCAGCAGUAGUGGCAAUGAAAGAAACAAGAGGGCAAGGAGUACCAGCAGCUCCUCUGUCAGCAAUCGUUCUGCAGACUCUUCCAGAUCCUCCGAGUACGUUUCUGCGCGAUCGAGCGCCUCGCUGAGCGAGGGCUCGACUACCAACGACCAUAACCUUUCUCUUGACCAGAACAGGAGAUCCACAGCUUAUCCAUCUCCCGCCGUUGUCUCUACUUCGAGUACUUUGGUCUCACCAACGUCUGUGCUACCGAGUACCGUGGUCGAACCUCAGGAUGAGGACAUGUCAGAUAGCUCCGGUUUUUCCUUGGACAUCCCACGUCCCGCGCCUCCGCCAGAAGUAGCGUCUUCUACUGUACAUGACGCUCUUAGAAACUCCAUAGAACGUUUCAACGAAUUUGAUAGUCACAUUGCAGCCCUCCGGCGUUCGCACUCACGUACUCCAUCUUGGCACCCUACCGCAUCUCCCGUUCUGUCCCCACGCGAAUCCUCAAAUGAUACUACCGAAACAUUUGAUAACUGGGACUGGACUCGGUUUGGAGCUUCACCGGGCUCAUCACACACAUCUGGGGAGGAUCGCCGAGGUCAAUAUUUCACUGAUGCAACUACUUCAAUUGGAUCUGGGAGCACACACACUGCGGUUCCCAGACGGGCCGACUCGUUAUCUUUCCAAGCACCAGAUGGCUUAUCAUCACGUCCCGGCUAUCCUACAUCAUCAAGUGAUACCUCCCAUUCUUACACGUUCAUCGAACACCUCUCCUCAUCCGUCAUACCGCCCAUCCCCAUCAAUCUCUUCAUCAGCGAGGGCGAACGCAUCUAUCCGAGAAUCUGACGAGUUUCCCAGGGGAUCACUCGCCUCCAUAUCGUCAGUCGUGCAAACUGAAAGAAACAAUACUGACACCUUAAAUGGACCCGACGACAGUCAAGGUGUCCAUCAUGGGUCAAGUUCUGGGCCAUCAAAUUUGCCAUGGGCUGUUCUUGCCUCUUCCCGUCCUUCACCACCCGUUGCAUCGUCGCCAGAUGUAGUCAACAGGCAACGUGUCAAUCGUGUACCAAGCUCUGGCUCAUCCAAUUU
This is a messenger RNA of Suillus subalutaceus, 1369 nucleotides long. RefSeq lists its product as uncharacterized. Lineage: Eukaryota; Fungi; Basidiomycota; Agaricomycetes; Boletales; Suillaceae. The transcript has 2 exons. The coding region runs from base 128 to 1126 and encodes 332 amino acids. The record is from RefSeq and is a predicted model, not a curated record.